GUUUGCGCACAUUACCAGAUUUCUCGGCAAAAACUUAUACCACUACAUCAAGGUGAUUCCCCAGUUUAAUGAAAAAAAUCGAAGUUUGAGGCAACCGUUGUCUUACGCGAGCAACAAGGUGGUGAGUAGAUGACGCCGAACAUCAGGUGUCACGUUGUAACGGUUUUUUGUUCCGCGGCAUCAGAGCAAAGUCAUAUUUCUAGUUUUUGCUUAAGAUUACAGUUGAUAGAUUUGGAAUAUAAUCUAGUUGAGGAUAUGAAAAACGAUGAUGAUAUAGAACACUCCACGCCUUUAUCGAUUGAAUGCCUCAGCUUAAGUAGUAUGGGUUGCUCUACACCAAGCUGUCGAAUUUGUAAGUCAUCCAGGCGAUCUGAACAGGAAUUGGGGGAGCUCCUUGCUAGUCCCUGUGAUUGCAGGGGCAGUCUUGGUUUCGUACACAAACAUUGUAUGGAGACCUGGCUACACGUGCGCAAGCAAGACACCUGUGAAUUGUGUCAUUUUAAAUUUGAGACCAAGAGGAGAUACAAGCCAUUCCGUGAGUGGCAGUUUAUCCAAGUGCUAGAUAUGCUUAACAACAACGAAAAAGGCGUCCUUAUGCUGGGAUUUGUAAACUUCUUGUUGCUCAUUCUCGAGAUUCCCUUUCUCUACUACGUGUUCAAAAUGAACAGCAAGUAUUUUGCCAAUCAUAUAAAUAGCUUUGAUGAAAGCCAAGACGAUUCUUCCGGAGUCAGCGCUCUUCUUCUGGCAUUGUUGUUGUUUUUCUCGAUAGUAUUGUUUGCGUCCUCUAUCAUCUUUACUGUAUUUGGUUUAAAGAUAUUGCGUAAGGUUUUGGGGUAUAACACAGAAGUUAUGUUAAUCAUUCCCAUGAGGCGUUUGGAGGAGUCGAUGGAAGAGGAACAUGUUGUGUAACUCUGGCAACCAAAAAACAGGCCG
Molecule: messenger RNA, 933 nt
Organism: Stylophora pistillata
Lineage: Eukaryota; Metazoa; Cnidaria; Anthozoa; Scleractinia; Pocilloporidae
Biological process (GO): protein ubiquitination
Molecular function (GO): ubiquitin-protein transferase activity; zinc ion binding
Source: RefSeq, a predicted model, not a curated record